UGUCAUUGAAUUAGUUAAUCUUCAUGAGGCAAGGCUUCCCGCUCCUCACUGUCGCUCAGUCAAAAAACUCCAAAUCUCCUCAGACGCGCGGAGCUGAGUAGUGUCUCGGCGUCUACGGUGUCGUUCAUUGCUUUUGUGCGCUUUUAAAUGGAUGUUAUCGAAUUUAUUCACCGAGAGAGAUGCUUUUUUAUUCAUGAAACCAGCAGCAGAGACGUAUUUCGAUGGUUUCAGUUCAUGCCAUUGAAAAUGUAGACCGCAAACAAUCUCACGCGAGAAAAGUGUCAAGUGAAAGUGGAAAUGCAUGAGGCCUUGGUUCUGCUUAUCCUGAUAGAGGAGGGUUUUGCGUUGGCACAGAAAACUCAAGUAGCUUUGGCUCAGAAUGUGGCUGUUGCGGAUAAGAAACCGGCUCACUGUGGAACUUUGGUCCAGACAGAAAAUGGAGGAACAUUCAGUUCUCCAAACUACCCCAGUACAUACCCACCAAACAAGGAGUGCGUGUACAUACUCGAGGCCCAUCCGCGGAAGAGAAUUCAGCUGGUCUUCGAUGACAUCUACCACAUUGAACCGUCUUUUGAGUGCCGCUUUGAUAACAUUGAAAUACGCGAUGGGCCGUUCAUUUUCUCUCCCCUGAUUAAUCGAUUCUGCGGGGAUAAGAGUCCAGGAAUUGUCACCUCCUCCGGACGCUUCUUGUGGAUCAAGUUUACCAGCGAUGAGGAGCUGGAAGAACUGGGUUUCAAGGUGGAGUAUUCAUACACUGCAGAUCCUGAUUUUCAUCUCCAUGUUGGAGGACUGCUGAAUCCUAUUCCAGACUGCCAGUUUGAAAUGUCUGGAGCAGAUGGUGUAAUCAGAUCCAGUCAGGUUGAGGAGGAAAAUAAGGUGAAAGCAGGGGAAGCCGUGGAUUGUAUUUGGACCAUAAGAGCUCCACCGAUGUCUAAGAUCUAUCUCCGCUUUCUAGACUAUCAGUUGGAGAACUCAAACGAGUGUAAGAAAAACUUUGUUGCCGUUUAUGAAGGCAGUAAUGCCAUUGAGGAUCUGAAGGCCAAGUUCUGCAGCACUGUUGCUAAUGACAUCACUCUUGACAACACUGUGGCCGUGGUGCGAAUGUGGGCUGAUGAGACCAGCAAACUGAGCCGCUUCCGCUUGCUGUUUACAGUCUUUACCGAACCUCCGUGUUCGCCCAAUGCAUAUUUCUGUCACAGCAACAUGUGCAUCAACAACACUCUGGUCUGUAAUGGUGUUCAGAACUGUGUGUUUCCCUGGGAUGAAAACAACUGCAGAGAAAAGAAGCCUAAAACUUUUUUCCAUCAGAUGAGUAAAACUCAUGGCACAGUGAUUGGAGUGUCCACUGGUGUGGUCUGCCUUCUGCUCAUCAUAUCUAUAUUUAUACAGAUGAAGCAGCCCAGGAAAAAGAUCUUGUGCCGUAAAGGUUUGUUCAGUGCUACGGAGAUGCAGGAGGUGAUGGAUCCUCCCGAGUACGAGAUGUUCUCCAUGCAGGACACCGAUAUGCCAGAGGAGCUGUUGGAGGAGGAGCUGGAGGGCCUGCAGAAACUGCACCGCUCCGCCAGCAUGUCCCGCUGCAUCCGUGAGCAUCACUGCGGCGCUCAUAACAGCACCACCAUCCUGAUGACCAGAACCAAUCCUCUGUCUGAGGAGCUGAGCACGGCGGUCGGGGCUCGCAGCUGGGGCAGCUUCCAUGGCCGACGCAGCAGCUCUCGCUCACACCACCCGCACACACACGCCUACAGCGCACAGAGUCUGAGAGAGGCGCUGGAGGAGGACGAGUUGAGCCUGGAGGGACAGGUCAUGGAGGAGAUCGGGUACAAUGAAGUUUUUGGCCGAGGACGUGGUGUCGUGAUGGUACGUAACCAUACAAACCCUGUGCAGCAGCGGUCCCUCUCUAUGGACUUCUGAGAGGAGGGAAGGUCAGCUGAUUGGUUCUUGUUUUGUUGUUUUGACCAUGGGCCACAAAACCAGAAUACAAAAAUACAUUGUAUGGAUCAAAAUUAUAGAUUUUUUUUAAUGCCCAAACAAUUAGGAUGUUAAAGGGGACCUAUCAUGACCCUUUUUACAAGAUGUAAAAUGAGUCUCUGAUAACCCUAGGGUGUCUAUGUGAAAUUUUAGAUCAAAAUAUUACACAAAUAAUGUUUAUAACAGUUUGAAACAGCCUUGUUUAGGCUUUGAUUCUAACUGUGCCAUUUUGGGGACUGUCGCUUUAAGUUCUGUCGUAAUUCGACUUCUUAUCAAUUAGAAAUGAUCAGACCGGAGGUUUUGAAUAUCAGAAAAUAGACUUUAUUCUCCAUAAUAAAGCCGAGAAAGAGCAGAGCAGACCCCAAAGCAUUCUGAAGUCUCUUCUGGUCACUUCCUUUCUUUGGUUCUCUUUCUAAAGUCUCUCCUGCUCCUUCUAAAGUAUCUGUGUUUUCCCCAGUCUUUAUACAGGUUAUUUUCCACACCCCUAGGUGUCUUGUUUUAAUUCUUGACCUUUUUAGGAUAAGUUUUUACUCUAAGUGGUCCUGCUAUUCUUGGCUCUCUGCCAGCUUGCUAUGGUCAGUGAGAUGUCACAGGUCUAUGUCAUGUCAGCAACUGUUUUGAAACCAAAGUUCUCUCUCCAUAGAUGCAACUUAUG
Messenger RNA from Danio rerio (zebrafish), 2623 nucleotides. Lineage: Eukaryota; Metazoa; Chordata; Actinopteri; Cypriniformes; Danionidae. The record is from RefSeq and is a predicted model, not a curated record.